Sciurus carolinensis (gray squirrel) is the source of this 2583-nucleotide messenger RNA. RefSeq names its product ubiquitin conjugating enzyme E2 D2 (gene Ube2d2). NCBI's taxonomy places the organism in Eukaryota, Metazoa, Chordata, Mammalia, Rodentia, Sciuridae. Gene Ontology annotation, biological process: protein K48-linked ubiquitination; ubiquitin-dependent protein catabolic process. The coding region runs from base 515 to 958 and encodes 147 amino acids. Gene Ontology annotation, cellular component: nucleus. The record is from RefSeq and is a predicted model, not a curated record. Gene Ontology annotation, molecular function: ubiquitin conjugating enzyme activity. The transcript has 7 exons.
CCCGCCAAUCCCCGCGCCUCCCGACCUGCCCCUCGGCCUGGGCCCACCCCGCGCUCCGGCGGCCCCACCCCGGCGGCGCCGCCCGCCCGCCCGCCCGCGCGUCCCUUGGUCCACCUGCAGCAGGCAGGAAGGCAGGCAGUUCCUCCCGCUGUCCGAUCGAGAGGCGCCUGCUGAGCCAGAGGCUCGGGCUCUUGCUCCCGGCGGAGGGAUCCACGGCGGCUGAGGAGGCUCUGAGCCUGGGAAGAAGAGGCAGCUACGGCGGCGGCGGCGGCGGCGGCGGCGGCGGCGGGGGCGGCAGCGCAUAAAGGGGCCGCCGCCGGGUGAUGCGGUGACCGCUGCGGCAGGCCCAGAAGCUGAGUGGGCCCCGGCCCUCUGCCCGUCUUGCCGGACCCGCGCUUCCGAACUCCCCAUCUCCUUCGGCCGACCCGCGACUGCCGAGGCGGCCUCAGGCCCCUUCCCCACCCCUCCCCCGCCCCCGCCCCGGGGGCUGCCGCCACCGCCACCGCCUCCCACCAUGGCUCUGAAGAGGAUCCACAAGGAAUUGAAUGACCUGGCAAGGGACCCUCCUGCACAGUGUUCUGCAGGUCCUGUUGGAGAUGACAUGUUCCAUUGGCAAGCUACAAUAAUGGGGCCAAAUGACAGUCCCUAUCAAGGUGGAGUAUUUUUCUUGACAAUUCAUUUCCCAACAGAUUAUCCCUUCAAACCACCUAAGGUUGCAUUUACAACAAGAAUUUAUCAUCCAAAUAUUAACAGUAAUGGCAGCAUUUGUCUUGAUAUUCUACGGUCACAGUGGUCUCCAGCACUAACUAUUUCAAAAGUACUCUUGUCCAUCUGUUCUCUGUUGUGUGAUCCCAAUCCAGAUGAUCCUUUAGUGCCUGAGAUUGCUCGGAUCUACAAAACAGAUAGAGAAAAGUACAACAGAAUAGCUCGGGAAUGGACUCAGAAGUAUGCGAUGUAAUUAAAGAAAUUAUUGGAUAACCUCUACAAAUAAAGAUAGGGGAACUCAAAGAGAAAGUCCUUUUGAUUUCCAUUUGACUGCUUUCUAUGAGCCCACGCCUCAUCUUCCCCUGUGCACAUGUUUACCUGAUACAGCAGUGCUGCGUGUUGUACAUACUUGGAACAACAAACUAGAAAUACUGUACUUCUGUACCAACAUUGCCUCCUAGCAGAGAAGUGUGUGUGUGACAAGCCAGUUCUCCAGGCGUAACCUAGGUGUGAGACUAAAAAACUUUCCUUGUUGACUUAAAUUUGGAUAACGGCAAGGUGUGAGGAAUGGUGGGUGGAACACAGUGUAUGCUUGGAAGGGGUAAAGCUCCACUGACCUGUAGGAGAUUGUUUUUAAGUGGAAUCCAUUUAAACUCAAAACAGUUAUGAAAAACAAGGUGAAGAACAUGAAGCUGUUUCUGUAUUCAUUUUAUUUGGAAGGACCUACAACUUAGGUGAGAAAGUUAUGACCAACCAGAUUAAACUGUACCCACAUCCUAUAUUUUAAGGUCUAAGUUUAACUGGUCAGCAUUUAAAUGGAUUGGAGCUAUUAGUAUAUAAAGUGUGAUGGGCUUUGUUCCCAACUUCUUUUACAUCUCCCUGCCCCUUCAACCUUCGUCCUUUCAGCCCCUUUCUCCAUAUUCUUUGGUUUGUAUGUGGUUUCUCAGUUAAUACAUAGCUAAUAGCUCUUAUUUUUCUUAUGUUUUUAACUGCUUAGGUCUAUUUGGAUGUAAGGGUGAAAAUUCAUUUGAUGGAAAUACUUGUGUAUAUUUAAAGACCCAAUUGCUCCUCUGGAGCUUGUACGUUCAAGAAUGAUUAAUCUGUGUAAUAAACUGAUUACUACAGUCAUUACAUAUAGUUUUGUGUGAAUAGGCUUUUUGAUUUUAAGAACUUUGUCCAGCUGAGAUUAGUGGUGGAUUUUCUUUCACUCCUGAAAUGUUUUCAUUUAUAUGGUUGCAUUUCAAAAUCAUGAAACAAUUUCAGUUUACCUAGUAAAAAAGGACAUCUUGAGCAGUUUUAUUGAACAAAGAUAGAAGCAUAAGCUUAAAAGCAUUUUUGUGAAACGUAUGUGCAGCAUUCCAGGAACAUGACUGUUAAACUAAAUAAGAAAUUUGCUUUAUUAAUGAAACUAAACUGCAUCACCAAAACCUGUGACAUUCCCUUGGUACAUAGGCCAUAAAACACAAAGGCAUUGCUGUUUGGUAAGUUAAGCCUCUGUGAUUGUAAUUAUAGAAGAGCAACUUUGACCAAACCUGAGCACAAUCUUGUAUUGGAGAGUCUCCAUAAUUACUUUGCACUAACAUUUGCAGGAUGUUCAUCCAAUUUUAAAUUGUACUACAUGUGACUUUUUGAAGUCUUCCCUUGACUCUGGUAAAAUGUAGUUUGAAACUUGUAAACAACUGUGUCUGCCAGAAACAUCAUGUGUGUGAACUAGGCAAAUUACCAUUUUUUUCCCCUUCUUUUCCUAAUUUAAAUGUAAACCAGGCCAGCCGGAAGGCCACGAAUGAUGCACUCUAGCCAUCAGGUUCUUUAAAUGCAUCUUUACACUCUUGCACAAAAUUGAGGAAUAAAUAUCCACUGCUUUUGGUUUUAAACUUG